UUGGAUCCCUCCACCAGGCACCUAGGAUGUUGUGGCAGUAUGUCCAUCACUUUGGCCAGAAGUUGGUACGGCGGCGACCCCUGACGGCAAAUGAACAGUCUGAGUCGCCCUUGUCCAGAUGCCUGACCACUUUGGACCUGGUGUUCCUGGGUGUGGGCAGCACCUUGGGAGCAGGCGUGUACGUCCUGGCUGGGGAGGUAGCCAGAGAGAAAGCCGGACCAUCUAUCAUUAUCUGCUUCUUAGUGGCUGCUCUGUCUUCUGUGCUGUCUGGGCUCUGUUAUGCGGAGUUUGGGGCCAGGGUGCCGUGUUCGGGUUCGGCAUACCUCUACAGCUAUGUCACAGUGGGCCAGCUGCUGGCUUUCAUCACUGGCUGGAACCUCAUCCUCUCCUACAUCAUUGGUGCAGCCAGCGUGGCCCGGGCCUGGAGCGCAGCUUUUGACAGCCUCAUAGGGAACCGCAUCUCCCAAGCCCUGCAGCAUGCCAUCCCCAUGCAAGUGCCCAGCUUCCUGGCCGAGUAUCCAGACUUUUUUGCAUUUGGCCUGGUUUUGCUCCUCACUGGAAUCCUGGCCCUGGGAGCGCGGGAGUCAGCCCUGGCCACCAGAGUGUUCACAGGAGUGAAUCUCCUGGUGCUGUGCUUUGUCUCCCUCUCCGGCUUCGUGAAGGGCAGUCUACACAACUGGCAGCUCACGGAGGAGGACUACAAGCUGGCCGCGCUGGGGUCCAAUGGCACUGACAGCUUGGGUCCUCUGGGCUCUGGAGGGUUCGUGCCUUUUGGUCUGAACGGGAUUCUCCGUGGUGCAGCGACAUGCUUCUUCGCCUUCAUUGGUUUCGACUGUAUUGCGACCACAGGCGAAGAGGUCCGCUCCCCCCAGCGCGCCAUCCCACUGGGCAUCGUGACCUCACUCUUUGUUUGCUUUCUGAUGUACUUUGGUGUUUCCGCGGCACUCACCCUCAUGAUGCCCUACUACCAAAUUCACACCGACAGUCCCUUGCCCCAGGCGUUUAUCCACGUUGGAUGGGGUCCUGCUCAGUAUGCAGUGGCUGUGGGAACAUUAUGUGCCCUUUCAUCCAGCCUCAUAGGUGCCAUUUUUCCUGUGCCUCGGGUGGUCUAUUCCAUGGCAGAAGAUGGGCUCCUGUUCCGGAGACUCGCCCGUGUUCAUCCUCGAACACACACCCCUGUCCUAGCCACUGUCCUUUGUGGAAUUAUCGCAGCACUUAUGGCUUUCCUUGUUGAGCUCAGUGACCUGGUGGACCUCACAUCCAUAGGAACCCUGCUCUCCUAUUCCUUGGUGGCCUUCUCUGUUCUGGUCCUCAGGUACCAGCCAGACCAGAACUUAAACUCUUGUAAGAAGGAGAAAUCUGAGAGUGGAGCUGUUGAGAUGGAGCUGGCUCUUGAAUUUUCUUCAUCCAUGGAGCCUGUUUCUGCAGCAAGGACUCCAGGAAUUGCAAGGAGCCUCUGUAUCCCCACAGACACCAUCCCAACUCUGAGAUCUGGCCAGAUUGUCUACAGAUGUGCCUCCCUGCUUGUCCUUCUUCUGAAGUUCCUGUGCCUGGUCCUGGCCCAGUGGCCUGGACAGCUGUUCUCUGGAGACCCAGCUUUGAUAGCUGUGGCUGUUUCACUGUUGCUUCUCAUUGUCGGAGUGGUCAUUGUCAUCUGGAGACAGCCUCAGAGCACCGCUCCUCUCCACUUCAAGGUUCCAGCACUGCCUGUGCUCCCUGUGCUGAGUGUCUUUGUGAAUGUCUACCUGAUGAUGCAAAUGACUGUCGGGACCUGGAUUCGCUUUGGAAUCUGGAUGGUGAUUGGAUUUGCUAUCUACUUUGGAUAUGGGAUCUGGCACAGCUUGGAAGAGAAGGAUGACCAACAGCCAACAGCAACAGCCUCAAACUCCCAGACUCUCCAGGAACAUACUCCCUGUGUUGAAUUAGCUUAA
Molecule: messenger RNA, 1931 nt
Organism: Peromyscus maniculatus bairdii (prairie deer mouse)
Lineage: Eukaryota; Metazoa; Chordata; Mammalia; Rodentia; Cricetidae
Source: RefSeq, a predicted model, not a curated record